AUGGCUAAAGGUCAAGGUCGCGGAAGCACAGGGCGUGGAGGUAAGUCUGCAGUUAGGAGUAAUAAUGAUGUUAUUGCAAACGUACCUACUGUUCCCACUCCUGCUAUUGUUACUUCUCAAGCUGAUGUCAUAGAUAUAACUCGAGGAAGAGGUACAGGUCGAGGAAGCAUAGGGCAUGCGGGCAAGUCAGCAGCUAGGACUAAUAUGCCUAUUCGUACUGCAAAUAUACCUACUAUUCCCACUCCUACAGUUGUGCCACAAACAGCUGGUAGCGUAGGUUCUCCAACUUCUAAUCAUGGUAGUACAUCUCCUACUACUCCAAAUCAGACCAACCCAACAACUAUAGGUACGUCUUCACAAACCAACCAAGUAGGUGAGAACAUAUCUCAUAGCAACACAAAUGGAGAAAGUAAUUCCAGUUGGAGCCAUGUGCGGACCCUUGUUACUAUAACUUCUACAGGAUUGCAACCUUCUAAAGCAUGCUCCAAUAGGAUAUACGAGUUUUUCAAAAGUGAACUUGAUCACAAUGGAGUCAAUUGGAAAGGUGUCUCAUGUGACAUAAAAGAUGGCUAUUUUGGGGAAUUCAAGAAACACUUCUAUUGGGAUUCUUCCAUUACUGAUGCUGCAGUAAAGAAACACCAGCAGAGUAAGGCAGCAACUGUGUAUAGAAAUUUCAUUGCUAAAAUCAAAGAUAAAUUGAUUAGGCAAGAUUUUAUAAAUGAAGAUGCUGCUGAAAUGGGUCGAGAUCCGACACCAAAAUCUGUUAUUGAUCAAAUUGAAGCAUAUUACCAAGCUGCCGGAGGAGAAAAGAAGCGAAGAGUAUUUGGUCUUGGAUUUGAAGCCAAAGGCUACUACGGCCAAACUUUGUGUAUUUCUUGUGGAAAAAUUUCAUCUUUAGCUUCACAUGAAUCGGUACCAGCUGCAGAUUCGAAUUUGGAUGAGUUUGUGAAGCGAUUGAUUUCCGCACUUAAAAAUUAUUUUUUUCCUAUUGUCAUUGAAGAGGUACAGAAGUUGGUUUCUUCACGAUCAGUUGUCACACAUCCGGCUACUCCUUUGGACGAUCUUGAUUCCUUAAAUGAUGAUUGCAAUGAUCUUGAUCAGUUGUGA
Messenger RNA from Capsicum annuum, 1107 nucleotides. RefSeq lists its product as uncharacterized. The transcript is spliced from 6 exons. The record is from RefSeq and is a predicted model, not a curated record. Lineage: Eukaryota; Viridiplantae; Streptophyta; Magnoliopsida; Solanales; Solanaceae. The coding region runs from base 1 to 1107 and encodes 368 amino acids.